Anthonomus grandis grandis is the source of this 2658-nucleotide messenger RNA. RefSeq names its product LIM/homeobox protein Lhx2-like (gene Ap). The transcript is spliced from 11 exons. Bases 897 to 2012 code for a protein of 371 amino acids. Gene Ontology annotation, molecular function: RNA polymerase II transcription regulatory region sequence-specific DNA binding; DNA-binding transcription factor activity, RNA polymerase II-specific. Gene Ontology annotation, biological process: neuron differentiation; regulation of transcription by RNA polymerase II. The record is from RefSeq and is a predicted model, not a curated record. NCBI's taxonomy places the organism in Eukaryota, Metazoa, Arthropoda, Insecta, Coleoptera, Curculionidae. Gene Ontology annotation, cellular component: nucleus.
AACUUUUUUCCCAGUUUUCUUCUGGUUUUAGGGAAUUUGAAGUCCACGUUGAGGUCUUCAGGUCAGUACAGCACCGAUUCAAGUCAAGUCAAGCACCGAUUAUUAAAGUCAGGCCAUUAUUCAAGACAGAAACUAAAAUACUGGAGAGAGUUCAACAGUGGAGCAGGGAAUUUGGGGCUUAUGUUGAGAUCUGAAAGUCUACACAGGCUUCUUUGCUAAAAUUAAUCACCGUCUGUCAAUCUCUUACCGUAAUCUAACACAGAAACUAAAAUACUAAAGAGAGUUCAGCAGUGGAGUAGGGACUUUAGGAUAUAUGUUAGGGUCUUCAGGUCUAUGGAGGUUUUAUUUGGUGAAAUCAAUUACCGUAAGUCAAUCUUAAGUCGUAAUUUAACACAGAAACCGAAAUAUUAAAGAGACUUCAACAGUGGAGUAGGGAAUUUGAAGUCCACGUUGAGGUCUUGAGGUCAACGGUGGCUUCUUUGGUGAAGUCAAGCACCGAUUAUUAAACUCAGGCCAUAAUUCAAGACAGAACCUAAAAUAGCGGAGAGAGUUCAACAGUGGAGGAAUUUGGGGUCUGUAUUGGAGUCUUGAGGUCUAUGAUGACUUUUUUGAUAAAGUCAAUUACCUUAUGCCAAUCUCAGGUAAUAAUUUAAUAUAAAAACUAAAAUACUGAGGAGAAUUCAACAGUGAAGUAGGUAAGAAACCUUAAUAGAUUCUACACCAAAUUUCUCCCAAUUUUGUUCUGGUUUUAUGGAUUUUAGGAUCUAUGUUGGGGUCUUGAGGUCUACAGUGGCUCCUAUGAUGAAGUCAAUAUUAAUCUCAGGCCGUAAUCUCUCACAGAAACCAAAAAACCAAAAGAGUUCAACAGUCAAGUAGGGCACCAGCUACGCAGGGUGAUGCUGAAGGAACGAGAGACGAUCGAUCGCGGGGGCUGCGCCUCCCCCUGCUCCAGCAUGGGGGGCAACUCCUCAGAGGGGGGCGGCGGGGCUGCGGCCUCCUCCUGCGCGGGCUGCGGGGGCCGCAUCCACGAUCGCUUCUAUCUUCUCGCCGUCGACCGACAAUGGCACGCUUGUUGCUUGAAGUGUUGCGAGUGCAAGUUGCCACUGGACACCGAGUUGACUUGCUUCGCACGAGAAGGCAACAUUUAUUGUAAAGAUGACUAUUAUAGGAUGUUCGCUGUGACCAGGUGCGGCAGGUGCCACGCAGGAAUCUCCGCUAACGAAUUGGUAAUGAGAGCGAGAGAGCUCGUGUACCAUUUGCACUGUUUCUCUUGCACCCUCUGCGGCAUCCCCCUAUCCAAAGGAGACCAUUUCGGCAUAAGGGAUGGUCUGAUUUAUUGCAGGCCCCAUUACGAGAUGAUGGACACGUUCGAUCCGCACGAGGGCCCCGGGGUGUUUUCGGGGGGCGAAUCGCCCGGUUACUACCCGAACACCCCCCCGCAAAACCAAAAGGGGCGACCGCGUAAGAGGAAACCGCAACACCCGCAAGAACAAGAUGCGGUCACCGGUUGCGGGGAUUUACCGGUGGGGAUGCGGAUGGCCGCCGCCACUUUGGAAAUGCUGCACCAAGGCGACCUCUCCUCCUCAAUGGAGUCCCUCUCGUACGACUCCUCGGUGACCUCACCAGGUUCCAGCAACGGCCAGCAAAACCAACGCACCAAACGGAUGCGCACCUCCUUCAAGCACCACCAACUCAGGACGAUGAAGACCUACUUCGCCAUCAACCAAAACCCCGAUGCGAAAGACUUGAAGCAGUUGGCCCAAAAAACCGGACUCUCAAAGCGGGUUCUUCAGGUGUGGUUCCAGAAUGCACGCGCCAAGUGGCGCAGGAACCUAAUGCGCCAGGAGGGUACCCAGGGGGCGCAGUCGCAGUCGGGCGCGGUGACAGGUGCCUCGCCCACCGGAUCCUCCAUUAUGGAGGCGAGCAUGUCCCAUCAGGGAGGCCUCGACGACCUGCACCACCAUUUGCACAGCCAGAACUCCCAGACUCUCGCGUUUAGUGAUAUUUACUAGUGACGACAAAGUCCGUUUUGUACCGAGAAAUGUUCCUUUUUAGUAUUAUAGUUAGUUUAAGUUUCUGAUGAGGUGUCUGUCCUUAAAGUAGUCUUCUGGGGUGGAACUAUCAAAGUUGUCGUUUACUAGGUGCUGUCAAACCAGGAAAGAGAGGGCGCAUGACAUUGAUCUGUCAAGUCGAAGACCGAAGAGGCCUAAUUUACGGAAAGCCACUCAAGAAAUAAAUUUUUCCUGACAGGCAGAAGAAGCAAGCAAAGGUUUUAUGUUAAUAUCUACUUACUAAUUGCUGUCAAGGACAAAUUGUUAUGAUUAUUGUAAUUUUAGACCCAACAAGAGUGUUUUUUACGCCACAUGUAUAUAUUAUUUUAUAGUGCAAUAUUUGGUUUUAACGGAUCUCUUUAAUAUAAUAUGUACGUCUUUAGUUCGAACUUAAAUAGGUGUAGAUGGAUUAGGUUGGACCUACAACAGGCCACACUGUAUAAAUAUUAGUUUUGUGAAGAAGGAUUUUAAAUUAUUUUUUCUUAAUAAAAAACAAAAAAAAAUUAGUGUUUUUCAAUUAGUUUUACAUUUUUUGGUAGCAUAAUAUGGCGCCAUUUUAAAAGCUUGCACUUCGCAAUUUUCAAGAAAUAAUUGAGUCACACACUAG